AUGCAGCUCUCUGCAAGGCUCCUGCGUGUUCUCGCCAUCCUCCUUGUCGCCCUGCCGUCGCGCUCCGCGGGCCACGCGGCAAAUGAUGCGGUGGGUGGCGGCGACGACAGGCCGUCCCCGCCGUGCUCGCCCGCGGACCGGGCCGCGCUGCUCGGCUUCAAGGCCGGCGUCGCCGCGGACACCACGGGCAUCCUCGCCACGUGGGCGGGCGGCGACUGCUGCGGCGCGUGGGAGGGCGUCACCUGCGACGCCGCCACGGGGAGGGUCGUGGCGCUGCAGCUCGAGGCGCCGCCGCCCAAGGACCGCCACUACAUGGAGGGUGCCCUGUCCCCGUCCCUCGGCGGCCUCGAGUUCCUGGAGGCCCUGGUGAUCCGCGACAUGGGCAGGAUCGGGGGCGCCAUCCCGGCGGCCCUGUCGCGGCUGACGCGCCUCCGGGCGCUCUACCUCGAGGGCAACAUGCUCGCCGGGGCCAUCCCGGGGAGCCUCGGCAAGCUGGGCUCCCUCCAGUACCUGUCGCUCGCCGGCAACCGGCUGGAGGGGCAGCUGCCGCCGGAGCUCGGGGCCAUCUCCGGCCUGGAGCAGAUCAAUGUCGCCCGGAACCGCCUCUCCGGCGCCGUGCCUCCGAGCUACAAGGGUCUUUCGAGGUUGGCGUACCUUGAUCUGAGCAACAACCUCUUUUCUGGCGCAGUGCCCGGGUUCAUCGGUCUGUUCAAGAACCUGGCCUUGCUGGACCUCAGCAACAACAGCUUCUCCGGUGAGAUACCGGCUUCACUCUGCACCUUGCACAGCCUGACAGAUUUGUCACUGAGCCAUAACAAGCUUGGUGGCCAGAUUCCACCCCAGAUGGGCAGCCUCCAGUCUCUGAAUUCGUUGGCCAUGGAUGGCAACAUGCUUGUAGGCUCCAUUCCAGCAUCACUCCUUGGCCUGCAGAAACUGUGGUACAUGAACCUGUCAAGGAACGGAAUCACCGGUGCCCUGCCUGAAUUCACCCGCGGCGCAGGGCUGAACUGGCUUGACAUCUCAAGCAACGCCAUCGGCGGCCAGAUACCGAGCUCGAUCUCGAAACUGAGCAGCCUGGAGAGGCUAGACAUCUCCAGGAACCGAGUCAGGGGCGUCAUCCCUGCAUCCAUGGCAGAGAUGGUGAGCUUGGAAUGGUUGGACUUGUCCAGCAACGCGCUCGUCGGGAGGAUACCGGACAACUUCACAAGACUCACAAGUGUGAGGCACGCGAGCUUUAGAGGCAACAAGUUGUGUGGGCGGAUACCGCAGGCCAAGCCAUUCAACUUGUUCCGUGCGGCCGCGUAUGCGCACAACCUGUGCCUAUGCGGUAAGCCGUUGCCACCAUGCAGGAAGAUAUGAGAAAAAGGGAUGUCAAGGUGUUGGGUGACGAGUCAAAAGAAAUGUUACCUACUGUUUCCAGAAAGGGUGUGGAGAUAACAAUGUUGGACUGUUAGUUCAGUUUAGAGUACCUCUAUGUGUGUCUACUAUGCAAAUUUGUUUCUAUUGUAAAAAAAGAAGUGCAAAUAAGAGCCUUUUAUAUUGG
This is a messenger RNA of Panicum hallii, 1543 nucleotides long. RefSeq names its product LRR receptor-like serine/threonine-protein kinase FLS2. Bases 1 to 1359 code for a protein of 452 amino acids. The record is from RefSeq and is a predicted model, not a curated record. The transcript is spliced from 2 exons. Gene Ontology annotation, molecular function: protein binding. Lineage: Eukaryota; Viridiplantae; Streptophyta; Magnoliopsida; Poales; Poaceae.